This is a messenger RNA of Aspergillus affinis, 1674 nucleotides long. RefSeq names its product pantoate--beta-alanine ligase PAN6. Gene Ontology annotation, molecular function: pantoate-beta-alanine ligase activity. The record is from RefSeq and is a predicted model, not a curated record. The transcript is spliced from 3 exons. The coding region runs from base 1 to 1674 and encodes 557 amino acids. Lineage: Eukaryota; Fungi; Ascomycota; Eurotiomycetes; Eurotiales; Aspergillaceae. Gene Ontology annotation, biological process: pantothenate biosynthetic process.
AUGAAGCUGCACGUAGCAGCAAUUCCCCUCAUCUUAGCCAGCUCAGCUCUGGCUCUCGAAAGCCAACAAGCCUGCUACCGGCGCCUAGGAGAUGACAUGCGCCAUGAAAACACAUUUACCUACCAGACGUCUGCUCUCUGUAUGAGAGAAUGCGGAAAACGGGGACUCAACUACGCGGCUCUUCGAGGAGUAGAAUGUCUCUGCGGCAGCGAGAAACCACUCGAAAAGUACGAGAUUCCCUUGGAUAACUGUGAUACUCCAUGUUCGGGAUGGCCGAAAGAUAUCUGUGGCGGUUAUAAGGCUUGGUCUCUCUAUGUCUUGGAUGAUGGCCUAGGCCUCUCUUCAUCUACGACCGCACCGAGCAGUACUGAUAUCACUGGCAGCUCGACCUCAGGGGCUCAGUCUACGGCUGAAUCUGAAACUGAAACGGUGACUACAAGCUCCGCGGGGUUGUCAAACUCUGCAUCUGGGUCUUUGUCGCCCGCGGGAUCUACAAAGAUUACCUACAGCCCAUCGUCGUCAGGGGCGGCGUCGACGACAUCGACGACACCAUCAAGCUCUCUGCCAAGCUUGCUAAGCACUACCGCCUCGCGCCUCACCACAAAACCACCCACCAUGGCCUCCACGAUCGCCUCCUCCUCGUCCACCUCCCCCUCGAUCCAAGUCUUCCGCGACCCAUCGCCCCUCCGCCAAUGGCGCCGCCAACUCCUCCUCUCCAACAAAUCUCUCGGCUUCGUGCCCACCAUGGGCGCCCUACACGAAGGCCACCUCUCGCUCAUGCGCCAAGCCGCUGCCGAGAACACCGACAUCCUCGUCAGCAUCUACGUGAACCCGACGCAAUUCGGCGUCUCCGAGGAUCUAUCCAGCUACCCGCGCACCUGGGACAGCGACGUCGCGAAGCUCCAAGCCCUAAACGCCGAAUUGGCCCAACAGCACGGCGAAACGGAGGGGGGCCGAGUGACGGCGAUCCUCGCGCCGACUAGUCACGUCAUGUAUCCGAGUUUACCGCCUUCGUCGGAAAUCGACGGCGAUGGGUCUUUUGUGACGAUUACGCCGAUCUCGAGACGCUUGGAGGGCGCGUCCCGGCCGGUGUUCUUUCGAGGCGUGGCGACGGUGUGCAUGAAGUUGUUUAAUAUUGCGGGGGCGGAUCGGGCGUAUUUCGGACAGAAGGAUGUGCAGCAGACGGUGGUGAUUAAGCGUAUGGUGAAGGAUUUUCAUGUCGAUACGGAGAUUCGCAUUGGGGAGACCGUGAGGGAGGAGGAUGGGCUGGCGAUGAGUUCGAGGAAUGUGUAUCUUGGGGAGAGGAGGAGGGGGGUGGGGUUGGUGUUGUAUCGGGCGUUGAGGGCCGCUGAGGAGGCCUAUGCGUCUGGGAAGCUGGGAAGGGGGGAGAUUCUGGAGGCCGCGAAUGAUGUGACGGGGAAAGCGUUGGCGGAGCAGCAGGCUCUGGCGCCGGAGGAGAGGGCCCUCUACGAGGUGGAUUAUAUCUCGUUGGCGGACCCGGAGAGUCUGGAUGAGCUGGAGGUGGUGGAUCCGGCGAAGGGGGCGAUUCUGAGCGGCGCGGUCAAGAUGGCACCGUUGGAGGCGUCGAAGGAGGGUGAGGAUUGCGGGCUGGGCGAUGGGAAGGUGCCGGUCAGGUUGAUUGAUAACCUCAUCAUGAAGCCCCGCUCUGCUUAG